Molecule: messenger RNA, 2235 nt
Organism: Lactuca virosa
Lineage: Eukaryota; Viridiplantae; Streptophyta; Magnoliopsida; Asterales; Asteraceae
Source: the annotation of a GenBank genome assembly
UUGCAUAUAUAAUUUACCGAGCGCCCACUCGGUGUCCAGCCCAGAUCGCUAGGAAUCUGACAGAUAGAAGAAGAGAGGGCGCGGUUGAGCGGUGCUCUCUCCCAGCGAAGAUCAGGCCUUGAGUGAGCAAUUGAGACUAUGGCAAGCAAUCAUGGUGGUAAGGAUGUUAUGGAUUCUGGGAGCAGUGAGGGCAACACUUCUGAAGCCACUGUUGAAAUAAAGAUAAAGACUUUGGAUUCUCAAACAUACACUCUACGAGUAGACAAACGUGUACCUGUUCCUGCACUAAAGGAGCAGAUUGCUUCUGUUACUGGUGUAUUAUCUGAACAGCAACGUUUAAUCUGUCGUGGCAAAGUUCUGAAAGAUGAUCAGCUCCUUUCAGCUUAUCAUGUGGAAGAUGGUCACACAUUACACCUGGUUGCUAGGCAGCCGAUUAACCCAUCUUUAGCAAGCUUUUCUGAUCAUACAGCUAGUGAUCCAGCAUCAAAUAGCAGGCAGUCAAUGGGAAACCAACAUCAACAUGGUCAUGGUCAUGGGCAUGGGCCUAGUGUAGUGGUGGGAACUUUCAACAUAUCUGAUCAAGGUGAUGGUGGAAUUCCAGAUUUUAGUCGGAUUGUUUCUGCUGUUCUUGGUUCCUUUGGAAUGGCCAAUGCCGGAAGUGGUGGUGAAGCAGUAGAUCUGCAACAACACAUCUCUGAAAGGCUUUCACGGAUACCUGGUCUUAAUGAAAUAAGAAGUUCCAACGGACAACAACCACAACCAGCUGAAGAUGGUUCUGGAAGGGGUGCUGCUACCUUCACACUUCCAAGUGAUGUAUCCAUGGAAUCUCUGCAGCUCCCUGUUAUUCCUGAUUCUUUGAGUACAUUGUCCCAGUAUCUAAGGCGUUUGAGGCAAGAAUUUAGCGACAAUGUUAGAAUCCAGGGGAACAAUAAUAGGGAAGAGUCGAAUGGUACAAGGACACCACCACUUUUAGGUGUUGGUCUGGGAGGGUUACCAACACCAGCAGCCCUGGGAGAAGUGACACAGUCUGCAAGACAAUUGCUCAUUGAAGAAGCUGGAGAAUGCUUGAUGCAAUUGACAAGACAAUUAGGGGAUCAAAGCAAUGUAACUGAUCCCAUGGCAAGGUUAAGGAUGCAGUCAAAUGCUUUGAGGUCGGGUGCUCUGUUGCAAAAUUUGGGUGCUUUUCUGCUGGAGCUUGGGCGAACAACCAUGACACUGCGUUUGGGACAGUCACCAAGUGAUGCAGUGGUGAAUGCUGGACCUGCUGUUUUCAUAUCAACAUCUGGACCAAAUCCAAUAAUGGUGCAGCCUCUUCCUUUUCAACCUGGCACUAGUUUUGGAACAACCACACAUCCACCUCAACCUCCACCUGUACCUGUAGUAGUGACAGGGUCAGCCUCUGGCACUAGUAGUUUUGGUUCUGCUUUACGUCCAAGGAAUAUUGAUAUCAGAAUACGUACAGGUUCAGUGAUGAGGGAAACAAAUGGUGGUGGAGAGCGCUCAGCUCCUGCUGAUGGUGGAGUUACAAAUCACGAAAAUGCCCUUAGGAACUUGGCGCAAAGCAGGGGAUCGGAGGUGCGGGUAGUCCCCAUUAGGAUUUCAGUGCCACCUUCUGAAUCUUCCCGAAGCUCUAUGGGUGUACUACUACCAGUGCUAGCAAGAACUCAAAAUGUUGUUGAUUCUGGAAAUGGCAAUGGUUAUGGUGGUGAAAACAUAGAUUCUAGUACUACUACUACUACUACAGAGGUUCCCAGUGGACUUGAUCAGCUGUUGAGAAAUUUAUUUCCUGGUGAACACCACAACCAGGGUCAGGGUCAGGGUCAGGGUGGUGCCAAUGUUGUUCAAUCUGUUCAGACAGCCCAGGAAGAAGCAUCAGCAUCAACAGUGGUCAGUGAUGAGGGAACUUUUUUGUCCAAUUUGUUGCACCAGAUUAUGCCUAUUGUCUCUCAGCAUAUAACUGGAACUACCAAUGCUGUGGAAGACACAGCUGCACAACCUUCUUCAACUGUCGAGGAGAACCAAGAUAGAGGAGGUGCAUCUUCACGGCAAUCGGAUGAUCCUCCAUCCUCAAAAAGGCAAAAGACAGAGUAAGGUGAAGCAUGAGAGAACAUAUAAAAAUGGGAGAGAGCCAUGAAGUGAUCUGAAGCCGGUUUGGGUUUUAGAUAGAUGCAGCUCAUACGCAUGCAAUGCAGGCAUGCAGCAGCAGCCAUGGAUGAGAAUCCAAGUACAAUCCAU